CACGUGAGACACCCAGAGGGCUGGACAGGCAAGCAGGGUAGGGAGGGACCAGGUCCUGCCAGGCUCCAGUUAUAAAACCCUCCCAGCAUGGGGCCAGUGUCCUGCUCCUAGCUGUGGUCUAACUCCCUCCUCUCUGCCACUACACCCCACGGACAGACGGGCAGCGGCCAAGCCAAGCCGCCACCAUGAACGACAUCUACAAAGCAGCGGUAGAGCAGCUGACAGACGAGCAGAAAAACGAGUUCAAGGCAGCCUUUGACAUCUUUAUCCAGGAUGCAGAGGACGGCUGCAUCAGUACCAAGGAGCUGGGCAAGGUGAUGAGGAUGCUGGGGCAGAACCCCACCCCCGAGGAGCUGCAGGAGAUGAUCGAUGAGGUGGAUGAAGACGGCAGUGGAACAGUGGACUUUGAUGAGUUCCUGGUGAUGAUGGUGAGGUGCAUGAAGGACGACAGCAAAGGGAAAACAGAGGAGGAACUGGCAGAUCUCUUCUGCAUGUUUGACAAGAAUGCAGACGGCUACAUAGACCUGCAGGAGCUGAAGGUAAUGCUGGAGGCCACAGGGGAGGCCAUCACUGAGGACGACAUUGAGGAGCUCAUGAAGGACGGAGACAAGAACAACGAUGGGAAAAUCGACUACGACGAGUUCUUAGAGUUCAUGAAAGGAGUAGAAUAAAGAACAUCACGAGAAGACAGAGUCCCCUGGCCCUUGAUGAUAUUUUUGUGUUUCACGUCAACAUCACAGACAUCUAUGGACAACUGGAGGCUGACUUUUGGAUGUCGUCGGCAGAACUUCUGAACGACUUGCAAGAUUUAGUUGAAUAAUCAAUCUAUCUAAUUGCUUACGUAUUUUUAGAACGACCAUUUCUUGCAUUGUUGUAAAUUAAGUUUGUAACUCGUUUUGGUGUCCAUAGACUGCAUUUGUUUAACUGUAAGCAGCCGAAAAGAAUCACAUAACUCGCAUAUCACUUCAGUUUGGCUACUUGAACUAUGUAUUACUGUUUUACUUCAAAUGUCAUGUGUACAGUUUACACAUCUCUUCUUUUUCAAAGUCGCUGAUGUUGUGUUGCCGGACCGAAUGCUGUUUGAAAUGCAUCCUAUUAGUCAUAGGACAGUGCAUCUGUUCCUAGAAGUCCCUGUAUUUAGACUCAGCCCAUAAGUAGUUUAAGUCUACAUGUAAAUGUACAUUGAUGUAGUUCUGUCCUUGAGCUGUUCUUGUCUCUUAUUGUUCUGUAUUAUGUCAUGUUUCAUGUUUUGUGUGGACCCCAUGAAGAGUAGCUGCUGCUAUCGCAACUACUACUGGGGAUCCUAAUAAAAUACCAUAAUACCAAUACCAAAUGCGAUGUAGCCACAGUGCAGACAAGAUAUAAUGCAAUGGUUGUAUGUUUAACAUAUUCUCUCAGGGCUAGUUACUCUGCUGGAAAGCCUGUGUUGGAUGUACCCACCAUACGUAUGCUUAGAAUGUACACUCAAGUAAUAAAUGAGUUAGCCAAAGCAA
Molecule: messenger RNA, 1493 nt
Organism: Salmo salar (Atlantic salmon)
Lineage: Eukaryota; Metazoa; Chordata; Actinopteri; Salmoniformes; Salmonidae
Product: troponin C, slow skeletal and cardiac muscles
Cellular component (GO): myosin II complex
Molecular function (GO): calcium ion binding
Source: RefSeq, a predicted model, not a curated record